This is a messenger RNA of Phragmites australis (common reed), 1900 nucleotides long. Its product is annotated as CDP-diacylglycerol--glycerol-3-phosphate 3-phosphatidyltransferase 1, chloroplastic. The record is from RefSeq and is a predicted model, not a curated record. Gene Ontology annotation, molecular function: cardiolipin synthase activity. The coding region runs from base 385 to 1362 and encodes 325 amino acids. The transcript is spliced from 8 exons. Gene Ontology annotation, biological process: cardiolipin biosynthetic process. NCBI's taxonomy places the organism in Eukaryota, Viridiplantae, Streptophyta, Magnoliopsida, Poales, Poaceae. Gene Ontology annotation, cellular component: mitochondrion; membrane.
CUUCUUCUGUAAUAUUCAAUAUUUCUUGAGCGGAUUAGAGAGUGGUAGAUUUUAUGGAGCUGAGGCUUUCGUGCUCCUUCUGUAAUAUUCAACAUUUUUUAAGUGGAUUGAAGAGUAGAUUUUUUACUGGGUGCCGAAAAUAAACUGUUCUUCGUUACCAUGUCAGCCUAAUGGACAAAAAUCAUUCGGCUGUAUAACAUAUAUGUGUACGAUGAUAUUAUUUUUCUGAUAAAUUAUUAAUUAUCUCAAAUCAAAAUCAAAGCAUUUUAGAGCACACUAUUCAACUUUGCUUUGUCAACCCCAAAGCCCAAACCCCCGGCGCAUGAAGCUUUUCCUCCUCCGUUCCGACCGCCAACCCCCAGCAAUGCUCCGCGGUCCACGGCCAUGGCCUUCCUCAAAACCCUAAGCCCUCUCCUUCGCAGAAGCCCCACCGGGAUCCCGGACCCUAGGCCCCUCCUCUCCCUUCACACCUUCCUCGCCUCCUCCUCACCCACCUCCGCCGCCGCCGCCGCCGCCGCGGCGGCGCACCCCCACGUCCCCAUACGAUCUGGCGGCCCGUUGUUCCUCUCGUCACCCCCAUGGAUGCUCUCGCAGUCCGCGACGCCGCUCACGGCCGCGGCAUCCGCCCUACGCUCCAAGCUCCGCAGCGCUCGCGCCCUCGCCGGCGGCGGCACGCAGGCUGUCGCCGAUGCCGUACGGUGGGAGCACAUGCGGAUCUCUGGAGGUGGGGCGGAGGAGGCGGCGAGGAUAGUGGCACGUGCAGGUGACAGGUUUCUGAAUGCGCCCAAUUUGGUAUCGAUUGGACGCAUGGUGUCAGGACCGGUCAUUGGAUGGAUGAUCAUGAGCGAAUGGUAUCUUCCUGCUUUUGCCACAUUGGCAUUGUCUGGUGCAAGCGAUUGGUUGGAUGGCUUUUUAGCAAGAAAGAUGGGCAUCAAUUCUGUUUUCGGAUCAUAUUUGGACCCGUUGGCUGACAAGGUUUUGAUUGGCUGUGUUGCUGUAGCCAUGGUUGAAAAGGAUCUCUUACAUCCUGGUCUUGUCAGCCUGGUUGUUAUAAGAGACUUGCUUCUUGUGGGUGGUGCUUUCUACAAACGGGCUUCUAGUCUGGGAUGGAAGUGGAACAGUUGGUCAGAUUUUGUUAACUUAGAUGCAAUUCAUCGCGAAAAGGUUGAACCUCUGUUCAUCAGCAAGGUUAACACAGUAUUCCAAUUAAUGUUGGUUGCUGCUGCGCUUCUUCAGCCAGAAUUUGGCACAGAGGAGACUCAGAAUUACAUUACACUCUUGAGUUGGCUUGUAGCUACUACAACAAUCACAUCCACGAUAGGUUAUGGUGUGAAAUACUAUCGGAUUAGACCAAGGACAUGAUGACUGUUGCUGCAUGCACUUCUUUCAUGGAUGAAUUUGCCGUUGAUGUCAGUAUUCAGUGACAUACUGACAUGUAUCACGCAUGUCUUGAGUCUUGAAGCUGCCCGAACUUCCCUAUUUGCAGCUCCACGCAAAGUACCAGCCAGACUAUGGGUCCUGUAGCCUCCUUGUUUCCCAUGCCUUCUCCAAUUAAAAAGUCUACGUUUUGAGCAAGAUUGAAGGAGGAAAUGAGGAACCGCCUCUUGAAUGAAAUCAGCGCAUGAUCUGUAUAGUAGACCUUGAGCCUCUCGCCUGUAUCUGCCAAGUUUAUUUUGUUUUGCUUUUACCUACCUGUUAGAUUUCAAAGUUACUUUCCGCCCAUUUUGGCUAGAGUGCUUAUCAAAUUACUGGAGGGCAAAACCAGCAGAACCUUCGUUCCUUGCUUUGCCCAAAGACAUCAGUUCUGUUGCCUGUGUACAUAUGUACUUCAGAAUUUCUGUACUGAUGAGAACCAUGGCGGAUGGAGGUUGAAUUGAUUUCAAAAUGUUCGCAUUUGUAA